Messenger RNA from Aphis gossypii (cotton aphid), 651 nucleotides. RefSeq lists its product as uncharacterized. The coding region runs from base 1 to 651 and encodes 216 amino acids. The transcript has 4 exons. NCBI's taxonomy places the organism in Eukaryota, Metazoa, Arthropoda, Insecta, Hemiptera, Aphididae. The record is from RefSeq and is a predicted model, not a curated record.
AUGUUUAAAAAUCGAAGUGAUUCAAUCCAUUCAAAAAUUUAUUUUUUACCUAAUCGUUUACACGUCAACUUGAAAGAAGCAAUAAAAAUACUCAAAAAACCAUUUAUAACAGAAAGCAUUGAAUGUACACAACUUGAGCCACAAUCAGAUGGAAUUAAGUGGGAAGCAACAGGUACUACUCUGUUACCCAAUAAGGAAAAUCCUAUGUUAAUUGCUAAAUAUUUUUCUUCUAAAAAUAUUUACAAAAGUGUGUUUAAAUUAAUAAAAAAUAAUAAAUAUGACGCUUCACUGGUAAAUUAUACGAAUGACAUAUCACUACUGGACUUGCCAAAGGAUAAAAUUCAAAAGGCCAAAUCACUCGUUUCCAGAAAAAUGUCUAUCAAAAGUAUAAUGAAAAGACGUUUUGAGAAAAUGAAUGAAAAAAAAAACUCAACUCAAAAUAGUGAAAAUUCUGAAAAUAAUAACUGCGAUUUGCCAUCUACUUCAACUUCAACGCCUGCAGUACAAUUCAUGGAAGUAGAUAGUGAAAACUCAUAUGACACACCAGUACCAAUUGAAGAAAAUUCUAAUUUUAAUAAGUAUAAUGAUGCGGAUAUUUCAGAUAUACAAUUCCAUCAACUUGAAACCACGAUAGAAAGUAUCAGCAGGUAA